Molecule: messenger RNA, 1284 nt
Organism: Ectocarpus siliculosus
Lineage: Eukaryota; Phaeophyceae; Ectocarpales; Ectocarpaceae
Source: the annotation of a GenBank genome assembly
AUGGUGACCGUGGUGGAGUUCAAGAUGAGGGGGUGCAUCCACCCCGGUUGCACCAAGAGGCCAUCAUUCGGCGCUAGAGAUGCUAAGAACAACAAGCCCGAGUACUGCACUGUUCACAAGAAGGAGGGAAUGGUCAACGUCUACACCUCGACCAAGGGGUGCGCUCAUCCAGGCUGCAGCAAACGACCCUCAUACGGUGCCGCAGGAAGCGGCGUGAAGGUGGUCUGUGCGGAACACGCUGCAGACAACAUGGUCCCCAUCGGUACGGUGACGUGCGGCCAUUCAGGCUGUACGACGUCGCCGUCGUACGGGGCUGAGGGCACCAAGAAACCCCGAUUUUGCAAGCGGCACGCUCCACCAGACACGGUCAACGUCGUCAGCAAGAGAUGCGAUUACCCUUGGGGUUGUACUGCAAUCGCAAACUUCGGCGGCAGAGAGACGGGCAACAAGAAAUAUUGCCGACGACACGUGGGUGGAGCCAUGGCGAGCCAGAACGGCUCCGUUUCCACAAGGAGGUUCUCCAGUGAGGAUACGCAGGACAAGGACCACCAAGAGUGUGGUGGACCGGAAAGUAGUUUGGGCCCGUGCGGUACCAAUGAGAAGCUGACGUUCCGAUCUCCGUGGCCCGCCCAAGCGGACAUGUCCCCGGGAAGAAGCGGUGAGGAGAUAAAAACUCAGGCGUCCCGCCCCACCAUUCCCGUUCCUACGGGGGCCCCAGCACUCGGGGUCGAAGGAAGCUGCAGUUCUGUAGGCACGGGGCCUCUUUUGGAGUCGAUUCUGGUAGCAGAUCCUCCUACGAUAAAAUCGGAAGCACUGGGGCCGCACGCGGAGGAACGCCCAGAGUACGAAGGUCAGUCGAACCGUGUCCGGAACAAGAGGCGGUCGUGAAAAUGCAGUACGUUGGACACGAUAGAACUCCUUGCUUGGUUUCGUCGUCGUAACGGGGUUGGUUUGCUUCACCUCGCCUAACUUGUUGUGUCGGUGACUGGCCGGGUGUGUAUAUGCACAUUCCCGUCGGGAUACAAGCGUGGCCCCAGUACAGUAGCCCCUCGCCAGCUUGCUCCGUUAUUACACCAAGUAGAAACGCAGCAGCAGUAGCGGGCAUGUGAGGGGCAUUGUGAUGGAGAAGCUGGUUGUGGUGGUAGAAUAUGGGUAGGGUAAUGUUGGCUGUAGUCUAUUCUAUGAAAAGUGUGAUGACAAAACUGUGUCCGUCGGGAGUUGUUUUCUAUUAAAAUCAGGGCACGAGGAACUGUACUGAGAUGAUGCUUGGCAGUGUCGAUUGAA